Paramacrobiotus metropolitanus is the source of this 3234-nucleotide messenger RNA. RefSeq lists its product as uncharacterized. The record is from RefSeq and is a predicted model, not a curated record. Gene Ontology annotation, molecular function: chitin binding. Gene Ontology annotation, biological process: carbohydrate metabolic process; cilium assembly. The transcript is spliced from 15 exons. Bases 72 to 3017 code for a protein of 981 amino acids. Gene Ontology annotation, cellular component: acrosomal vesicle; motile cilium. Lineage: Eukaryota; Metazoa; Tardigrada; Eutardigrada; Parachela; Macrobiotidae.
GUACUUGGAAUAUUUUUAAGCGCAAAACCUGCUCGGUGAACAAUGUAGCUUCGUGCAAUUAUUUUAAUACGAUGGCGGAGCAAGGUCCUCAGCCGCGGGCUGCGAAACCUUUCCUAGGUGGAUACCGUGAUCGGAUUAACAAUGUGGAGUUCCAUCAUGCAACUGCUCAGACUUUGCCGACAGUUCGGCCCCCGAACCCCGAGAACCAGUGUCGGGAAACCCAAACUCUUCAGUUAAAAAACAGUCGUACACAAUGCCUGCGCGAGGCCUGCACUCAGAUGACAAAAAUCGGCGUCUAUAUCACGGACAGCACUGAUGUGACUCUUGGGGCGCGCGAUGUUCCCACCGUUGAUCAGUGGCUGGACGCAAAGAUCGCAAAGAUCAUUACUCUCCAGUCAUACUGGCGGCGCUGGCUGGCCCAACGUCGUGUUGGAAGAUUACGUCAAGAGAAAGCUGACCGUGAACGCAGAGAGAAGGAACUUCAGGAAUCCCUUAUCCGCGAAAAAGAGCGUCUGCUAUCCGAAGAAUUCCGUCGCCGCACACGACCGCGUAGCAAAGCCGAUUUCGAUCUGGUGUACAAAACCAUCGAAAACUGGCGUCAACAGGAAUUGUAUAAAAUCAACAUUGCACUGGAUGGACCGGAAAGGAAGGCUAUGCUGUGUAAAGUUCUGAAGGAUGAAGUAGCGCUAUUGUUAGCGGUAGAAGGUCACCGUUCCCGAGCCCGCAAGGAAAAUGAAAUUCUGAAGAAAGACCGACUGUUGCAGAAUGUGUCCAAGCCAAUUGCCUUCAAAGCCGCAUCUACUGGAGAACUGACCACGAUGGAGACGCCGUGGAUAACACGCGCAAAGGAACUGGUGGCGCUGUAUCGUGCACUGACAGAUAACACCGUCAGCAAAGCCGAACGAUUAGACUUGCUCUUGUCGGUGACGAUUACCGUAUCCGAAUUUGUAUGCGAUCUCACGUCGGAAAUUUCGACGCUGGUGGAUCGCGAAGUGACAAUGCUGACCUCCGGUGUGCGAACGACGGAUCAUGUUCUGGACGGAAUACGAACUCGGAUUUCCAGUUUGUUUUUGGAGUUCAUCAAAAAUCCCCUUUUCAACCCUCAGAUAGCGCGUUUCUUGCCGGCACAAGCUUCCGCUAGCGGUGAAUCACGUCUGUUGACCAACAUGCAGCACUGUUCCAGCUGCCACGCCCAUAAACCGGCGGAUGGAUUCCAACGGCGUUCGCGGGCCGAGAACGGCGCUUUGAUCUGUCGCGAUUGCGAGCGUAUGAAAAACAUUGGUCAAAAGCGGGAGGAUCUGGGAUUCCACCGACGUGCGCUGAAAGCUUUAAUGGCCACCGAGAAGACACUAACAAAGGACACACACCCAAUUCUCACCGUACUAACAGAGCAUGAUUUCAAAGCGUUAUUUGACACGAUCUGGCGGAAGGCAAGUUUGGUGUCGGGUCGACGCGAUAUCUACGACUUGACGUUUGUUCGAUGGAAUAUGAAAGAGUUGUGGACGCCGUGGAACUGUGUUCUGCUGACGCGCGAAGAAGCCGUUGUGCAUGUUCAGAUGCCGAAUCAACAGAAUAACACGAUGGUAGCAUUCGAUGCUUACAAUGAUCUGCAAGGAAACGGACGGCGAGGGAACAUCGCCAAAUUUGUAUCUCUGAAAGCAAAAAACCCGAAAAUGAAGGCCGUCAUUGGAAUUGGAGGAUGGAAUGCCGGUGGCUUUAUGUUUAGUCAAAUGGCAAUGCAACCUUCCAGCCGUAAAACUUUUAUUGAUAGCGUCGUAGCAUUUUGCAAAUUGUACGAUUUCGAUGGAUUGCUGAUCGACUGGCUGGUACCGGGAGUGGGCAACCGCGGUGGCGAUCCGGAAGAUUACAAAAACUUUCCCACGCUUCUCAAGGAAAUGAAAGCGGCAUUCAAAAAGGAGGCUACAGGACGUGCGGAAGAUUUGAUAAUUUCUAUAACUUUAUCAGCAGAUAUUGCCAACAUCGAUUAUUAUGAUGUCGACGCUCUUAAUCAGGUUGUGGACAUCUUCUAUCUUUUAACGUACGAUUUCUAUGGUCCUUGGAGCAAAGUCACAUACCAUCAUGCGCCUUUGUACAACUCUCCGGGAAACUAUAGCCUGGAUUCGGCUGUGCAAGGUUGGUUGAAAACAGCGGUUGGCCGGCAAAAACUUUCCAUCGCAGUUACCGGUACCGCACGCACUUACACCAUCCCCAUUGAUGAUUCCGGGGAUAAUCCUAAGAAAAUCGGGGUAAAGAUUCUGAGCGAUGGCAAAGCCGGCCCGUUGACUAUUUCCCCCGGGACGCUGGCGUAUCUGGAAGUGUGCCGGAUGCUGGCUACGGGUGUCUAUACCAUGAUCCGUGAUCCUGUUACCAAGGUGUCGCAUUCGUACUCGUACGACGGCGACCAGUGGCUUUCCUAUGAUAACGAUGCCAGUGUGAAGGAGAAAGCCAAUUAUACGCGCCAAAAUAAUCUUGGAGGGAUAAUGGUCUUUUCCAGCGAUCAAGAUGAUCCACACGGGUAUUGUGGUGUACCUUAUCCACUUACACGCGCUGCCCGUUCCAUCCUGGCUCCAUUAUCCCCGACCGACGAGCAAGCCGUUCUUUCCGAUCUCAACUCGCGGGUAGAAUCCCGAUGUCUCUCGCAGCAGCCCCUGCCGGGUGGCUGUGAAACCACACUACGCUGUCCGAAAAUAUUUCCCUCAUCCUUUGCGCCGGGUGAACUGGAAUGUCCGGAAAAGAAGAACUGCACCUUUGUUACAGCCGCCAUCGACUGUGUGGUGCCGACGUCCACCACGUUGAAGAAAGAUCAGCCUUUCUACAUCCAGACCGGUUCCAGUUUACCGGCCACCUAUGCGCAGAUCAAAUGCCAAACCGGCGAUACAGCAGCCCAUGCGGAUAGUGCACCGCAAAAGUAUUAUAUUUGUUACGAUACGGGACUGGGAUACGAUGGCAUCGAAGAGUUCACCUGUCCCGUGGGUUCAAAAUUAAAGGGCAACUCUACUGUGUGUAUUUUAGACUAACUUGAAUCUCGACCUGAAUUAUUGUUUCGUAUUAAUUUUCAUGACUGCAGUACGAAGUCAUGCAAUUCUGUUGUAACACUCGUACGAGUACUCAUAAUGUAGGAGUUUUAAAGCAACAGACGCCGCGGUUUUGCGAAGAGGUGUCUUGCUAUCAAAACGUAUGACCGUGAAGACCUUAAUAAUUGCGUCUGCAAGUGCGGAGUGCAGUCUAUGGUGA